Molecule: messenger RNA, 4070 nt
Organism: Volvox carteri f. nagariensis
Lineage: Eukaryota; Viridiplantae; Chlorophyta; Chlorophyceae; Chlamydomonadales; Volvocaceae
Exons: 28
Coding region: 1-3624 (1207 amino acids)
Source: RefSeq, a predicted model, not a curated record
AUGGUGGAUCGUAAAGCUUCAGAGGUCCCAAUGGACGGGAUGGAGACCCUGCCUCCUCCGGAGGUUGUAAUUGCAAGCCGCUCAGGAGAUGUGCUCAUCAAACAUACAACGCUCAAGGCCGACCAUUUCCCAAGUUGCCAUAACACCAAACUUGUUCCAAUCCUCGAGGGUGCUCCCAACUUCCGCCAGGUUCCCGAAGUCCCGGUGUACGGCGUGGCCAUACCCACAGUCACCGGGCUGCGUACCGCCCUCAAUGCCGUGGGCGCCAACAAAGGUGCUCGCAAAGUGCUGUGGCAGAACCUUAGGGAGGAGCCCCUCAUCUUCAUUAACGGUAAUCCGUUUGUCGUACGAGAGGCAGAUCAACCGUUUUGCAACUUGGAAUACACGGGAAUCGAUCGCAGCCGCGUGGAGGAUAUGGAACGUCGCCUCAAGGAGGAUAUUCUGCAGGAGGCAUCCAAAUUUGGCAACCGCAUUCUGGUCAAACACGAGAACGAGGACCUGUCGUUGUACGACCAUUGGGAGCCUGUUACGGCAAUGGACGUACAGACGCCCAAUGAGGUGUACGCCGAGCUCCGAGCUGACGGCUACUUCAUUGAUUAUCGCCGUAUUCCGGUCACCGACGAGAAGGCGCCGAAGGACUCGGACUUUGAUGUGCUCAUCAGUCGCAUCUGGCCCAACUUGGGCUCGUCCGCCUUCAUCUUUAACUGCCAGAUGGGUCGCGGACGCACCACCACCGGCACCAUCAUCGGCACGUUGCUCUACCUCCGGAAGUUGGGGGCGUUCCCCCCCGGCGCCAACAACCUGCUGGGCCCUAUGGGGGCCUCGGGCGGAAACGGAGAGGCGGCGUCGGCGAUGCCGUCGUGGUUUCGUACGGCACUGGCGGCAACGCCGCCGGUGGGUGAGCAGACGCGCGACAAGCUCAAGUGGGGCAUGUACGACGUCGUACGGAGCUUGCUAAGGGUUUUGGAGAAUGGCACGGAGGGCAAGGCGGUGCUGGACACCGCCAUCGACGCGUGCAGCCAGAUGCAGAAUCUCCGGGAGGCCAUCGGCUCGUACCGCAGUCGCUUUCUCAAGGAGAUGCGAGAGAGACAGAGGGCUGCGCUGCUGGCAGUGUGCCUGGAGUACCUGGAGCGCUACUACAUGCUCAUCGCCUUCGCCUCCUACCUGUACUCCCCCUCCUUCAACCCCGACCUGCCCACUCAGUCCUCCUUUGCCGACUGGAUGGCCUCCAGGCCCGAGCUUCGAAGCAUCCUGAUGCGGCUUCUUCGCCGCAACUCCAUGGCCGCUCUCGACCUCCACGUGCCGGCUGAGCUGGCGGCCGGUGCCGCCGCGACCGCCGGUGGUGGUGGUGGUGGUUUGGGUCCCGAGGCUCCCCUCCGGGGGUCGACCACCAGCAGCGAUGUGAUGGCGGCCAGGAGCGGUGCAGUGCUGGGUCCUUUCACCAUCCUGAAGGAGGACCAGUUCCCGGGCAUGAAGUCGCCCAAGAUCUCCCAGUCCAUUGAGGGUGCUCCCAACUUUAGGGGUCUGCCCGGAAUGCCCAUUUUUGGAACCGGCAUGCCCUCUAUCGAGGGCAUCGUUGCCGUACUGAGGGUGGUUAGCGGCAGUACAUCCCCAACCGCCAGCAAGCGAGUCCACGCAUUGUGGAUCAACAUGCGAGAGGAGCCCGUGGUUUACAUCAAGGGACGGCCUUUCGUUCUUCGCGAGGAGCGUCGUCCGCUCAAGAACAUGGCGGAGUAUGCGGGGAUCGAUGCUGAGCGGAUCGCGUCCAUGGAGGAGCGCCUGAAGCGUGAUGUGCUGGCGGAGGCUGCGAAGUUUGGCGGUCGCAUCUUGUUAGCUUUUGAAAGCCAGGAGGAGGGGCAUUUGGGUGAGCUCAACGACCUGUGGGAGGACAUCAGCGGACCGGGGGACGUACAAACCAGCGCCGAGGUGUACGACAAUUUGACGAGCCAGGGUUUUGCGGUCAAGUACUUCCGGGUUCCGGUCACGGACGGCACGUCACCCUCCGUUGAGGACUUUGAAUCCGUACUCCGUUCCAUUCUGGACUGGGGUUUGGAGAACCCCGUUAUCUUCAACUGCCAACUGGGUAUUGGUCGUACAACCACCGGCAUGGUGAUUGCGGGGCUGGUCCACCUCUACUCUACCGGAUCACUGUCGGGCGUGGCGGAGAGGACGGGCAGCGCGCUUAUGGACGGCAUCGACGAUGCAGCGCUGAGGCGCAUGCUGUUGGAGGGUGUAAGCCCUCGCAGCGAUGCCGAGGAGGAUGUGGACGGAGAGCAUCGUGAUGACGACGAUGAGAAGGUUCCCAAGAUUUGGGAUCUGGAGCCGGAGGAGGUGGAGCUGCAGCGGUCUCUGGCGGGUGGCGGGUACGUGGGUGUCCGGAAGGUGGCUCGGCUUCUAGAGGAGGGCGAUGCCGCUAAGAAGGUGGUGGACCAGAUCAUCGACGCCGCCUCGGACGUGAUCAACCUGAGGGUAGCCAUCAUGAACUCAGCUGCAGGCUCUUCCUGCCGUAGCUCCCCAGCGCCUCCCAGCCCCGCCACCACAACCGCCAACGGCCACGCAACGGAAGCCUCUUCCCCUUGUUCGGUUGCCGCAACUGCGGCGACGGCGACCUCGCCGCCGCCGGCGCCCGUGACGCCGAGCGAAUCUGGCGGCGGAGCCGCCGCUGCCACUGACGGCGAAGCUGGCGGCAGCGGCGGAGCCACCACCGUUGGCGGCGGCAAACCCGACGACGUAACGCACCUCGUGGAUCUGUAUCCUGGCUCCAGCGUGGCGCCUUUUUGGGAGCACGUGGAUACGGAUUCCGCUUCGUCCUUGCUAACACCGCUGGAGAUGAUGCAGCAGUUAGAGGAGCGAGGCUUCCGCAUCAGCUAUCGCCGCAUCCCCCUCUCCAGAGAACGCACCCCAGAGGCCGCCGACGUCAACGCGCUCCACUCGCAGCUCACCGACGUCACCGCCGCCGCGCUAGAGCCCGCCUCCGUCGACGCCCAGCCCCCGCGCGUGCUGCACCUCAUCCUCUCCCGCACACCUACAGGCUCGUCCGCGCGCUUCGUCGCGGCCCUCCUAGGAACCUACCUCUCCUGGGAACAGCAGCUCCAGAAGAUGCAGCGGCAGCAGCUGGAAAGCGGCGCAGCGGGGGGGGCCUCGUCGCCGCCGUCUUCUCUUGCGACGCGGCUGGCGGGGGGAGGAGUGUCGUCCGGGCUGUCCAUGAUGUCGCUGGACGGGGCAGCUGGCGAGUAUAGGGGGAUCAUGUCGCUGUGUCGGUUGAUGCAAGGCGGUUUCGAAGCAAAGUUGGCGGUGGAUGCGGCGAUAGCUGCGGUGGGCCAGCACGUGGGUGACCUCCUGCUGGAUAUUCACAAUUGUAAGGCCCAGGCCGAGGCACCGGCAGCGGCACCAGUCGCGCCCGCCGGCGGCACCGGCUCCGCAGCGGUGGCAGUGGCUGCCCCCCUGGGCCCGCAGUUCGCUGCCCGCCAGCUGGGACUGCACUACCUGAAGCGAUACUUCCUGCUUAUCACGUACAGGUGCUAUCUGGAGCACGGAGCCCACAGGAGCAUCAGCUUCGCGCACUGGGUGCAUCAGCAGCCGGAGCUCCACCAUCUGGCCAACCAUCUGACGUUGGAGCUGUGAACCAAUGGCAGGGGACGGCAAAGAAGAGGAGGUCGAAGCGGCGUCAAAAGGAGCGCCUGCUGGGGAGAAGAGAGGAGGAAGAAGAAGGGCGAAGGAUGUAACGGCAAAUUGCGGGGAACGAGGAGGAGGAGGACGAGGAGGAUGAGGAGAUGGGAUGUCGGGGGAGGUCUUUGUGAGCCUGCUUGCAAAUGUAGAGACCAGCGUCGUAUGCUGGGAGGACCAGCGCCGUAUCGCGGCGUGUGUGAUGACCCUGUGCGUUUUUAAGGCUCUUUGCGCAUUUUUUUAUUCGUUGGUGAUGUAGAUAGUUACAAAAUAAAAAAAGACAUCGAUGGGAUAUGCGCAGCAGGCGAGCAGACCCCAUAACUCGAGAUUUCGACGUAACCUGGCCUGGAUGGAUUGUGUUGUCAUAGUUGUUGCCAGGCGAGUCUCUUGUAUAGUGACUGUUU